AUGUUAGUUUAUGCUAGAUAUGAUGCUAGACUUCGUGAUCCAUUGACAGGAAAGGAAAGAAAAGUUAAUUACAAAAGAUUACAUAAUUUUUUAAGUCUUGUGACCUACUUGGACUGGGUGAUGAUAUGGGUAACAACUUUAUCUUGCAUAUCUAUGAUGUUUGAAACUCCUACCUAUAGGGUAAUGAGCACGCCUAUCCUUCAAAUUGCAGAAUAUGUCUUUGUUAUAUUUAUGACACUUGAACUGACAUUAAAAAUCCUGGCUGAUGGAAUUUUCUUCACUCCUAAGGCAUAUAUGAAAGAUGUUGCAUCUAUUUUAGACGUUUUUAUAUUUGUGACGAGUUUAGUUUUUUUGUGUUGGAUGCCAGAAAAUGUGCCUCCUAAUUCAGGAGCUCAGUUAUUAAUGAUUUUACGAUGUGUGAGACCCUUGCGAAUUUUCACUUUAGUACCACAUAUGAGGAAAGUUGUUGAUGAACUGUGCCGAGGUUUCAAAGAAAUACUCCUGGUAUCAAUACUUCUGAUUGUGCUAAUGUUUGUCUUUGCAAGCUAUGGUGUUCAACUAUUUGGUGGUCGAUUAGCUAGGUGUAAUGACCCCAACAUAACUCGUAGAGAAGAUUGUGUUGGGACAUUUGAGAGAAAAGUGUUUGUUACUAAAAUGAAAAUAUCCCUUGGUCCAGAUGAGGAUCAUCCUGCAAUGCUAGUUCCUAGGGUUUGGGCGAACCCAAGAAGAUUUAACUUUGACAAUAUUGGCUAUGCAAUGUUGGCAUUGUUUGAAGUACUAUCCUUCAAAGGUUGGCUAGACGUUAGGGAUAUUCUCAUCAAAGCUCUGGGGCCUGUAAGUUAA
Nezara viridula (southern green stink bug) is the source of this 843-nucleotide messenger RNA. NCBI's taxonomy places the organism in Eukaryota, Metazoa, Arthropoda, Insecta, Hemiptera, Pentatomidae. The record is from the annotation of a GenBank genome assembly.